CUUGGCACUACUUUGUGUCGCGGAUGUGAACUAUUAGUCAGAUGUAAACCACCUCACCCUCUUUCCGGGCUGGCAAAAACGAGGCAGCCAUGAGUACUCUUCGCUUGCAGAAGCGGCUGUCAGCCAGCGUUCUGAAGUGUGGCAAGAACAAAGUCUGGUUGGAUCCCAACGAGACAAACGAAAUCGCUAACGCCAACUCUAGGCAAAACAUCAGGAAGUUGGUGAAGGAUGGCCUGAUCAUCCGUAAGCCGGUGGCCGUCCACUCCAGGGCACGUGUCCGUAAGGCACACAUCGCUCGCCGCAAGGGCAGACACAUGGGCUAUGGUAAGAGGAAGGGUACAGCGAACGCCCGUAUGCCAGAGAAGGUGAUCUGGAUGCGCCGGAUGCGUGUUCUGCGCAGAAUGCUGCGGAAAUACCGUGAGUCCAAGAAGAUCGACAAGCAUCUGUACCACCAGCUGUACAUGAAGGCGAAGGGUAACGUGUUUAAGAACAAGCGACUGAUGAUGGAAUACAUCCACAAGAGGAAGGCAGAGAAGCAGCGCUCCAAGCUGUUGGCCGACCAGGCCGAGGCCCGUAGGUCCAAGAACAAGGACAAACGCGCCAGGCGUGAGGAGCGUCUGGCCGCCAAGCGUGCCGAGAUCCUCAAGGCUUACACCGGAGAGGAGGCCACCAAGAAGGCGUAGACACGACAGAUUCUAUCCAUUCUUAGUCCUGAUGUUAUAAGGAUUAAUAAAUAUCUCCAUCUGAAA
This is a messenger RNA of Branchiostoma belcheri (Belcher's lancelet), 749 nucleotides long. Its product is annotated as 60S ribosomal protein L19-like. Gene Ontology annotation, molecular function: RNA binding; structural constituent of ribosome. Bases 90 to 683 code for a protein of 197 amino acids. The transcript has 6 exons. Gene Ontology annotation, cellular component: cytosolic large ribosomal subunit; ribosome. The record is from RefSeq and is a predicted model, not a curated record. Gene Ontology annotation, biological process: translation. Lineage: Eukaryota; Metazoa; Chordata; Leptocardii; Amphioxiformes; Branchiostomatidae.